Strongylocentrotus purpuratus (purple sea urchin) is the source of this 4218-nucleotide messenger RNA. It is a transcript of the gene lrrcc1, whose product is annotated as leucine-rich repeat and coiled-coil domain-containing protein 1. The transcript has 25 exons. The record is from RefSeq and is a predicted model, not a curated record. Bases 260 to 3457 code for a protein of 1065 amino acids. Lineage: Eukaryota; Metazoa; Echinodermata; Echinoidea; Camarodonta; Strongylocentrotidae. Gene Ontology annotation, cellular component: cytoplasm. Gene Ontology annotation, molecular function: protein binding.
CCUACCUCUACUAGGAUUUCUAAACCGCCAAGGCUGCACAAAAUUUGAGGGUUUGAGAGCUCUAUCGGGCUACUAACCCCGAUAUGAUGCGACAGCACAACAUUUAUGAUAGUAAAUCAAUACUGCUGUUAGCAAGGUACAUGCUAAACUUUCUCCCGUAAGAAAUUGACGAAUGCGCUGUUCCACAGCCUAGCGUCAGUGCAGUGAUAGAUGCUGGAGCUGGAGGUAGGGCGGCGGCGAUCUACCCACAGUACCCAAAAUGCAUGGCAGAGGGAAUUUCAGGGUCAAAUUCUCUGGCGUGGCGAGUCCAUCGGAACAACACAUAGAUGAUGACUUAGCAGGAACUGGAGCACCAGAUGAGUUUUGCCUCAUGGAUGCUGGUGUUCAAAACCUGAAGGACCUGCCUCUCACUGCCCACAUCCAAAGCAUCAACCUUCAUUGUAACCAGAUAGCAAAGAUUGAGAAUCUCCAAAACCUGAGGCACCUGCGCCACCUUGAUUUGUCUUCCAAUCACCUGACCAGGAUCGAGGGGCUGGAUGGACUCCUCAACCUGCGGACGCUAAAUGUCGCUUGCAAUCAGCUUUCCACCAUCACAGGCCUUCGAUCAUUAAAAUCACUUUUGAAGCUGAAUGCUUCGUACAAUCAAAUCCACGACAUCUCAGGUCUGAGGGAACUUCAUGGCUCAGACUACAGCCUGACACACCUUCAUCUCCACGGUAACCAGCUGUCUUCAGCAGAGCAUCUGAUUGGGUGUCUGGCUGGUUUGUCACGCCUUUGUCAUGUGACCUUCCUCCACGAGCAGAGUGACAAUCCAGUGUGUAGAUUACCUGGCUAUAGAACAGCUUUAUUCAACUCCCUGCCACAGCUUAUCUCAUUAGAUGGUGCGGAUCGAACAGGAAUCACCAUCCAGACCAAUGAUGGUCUAUCUGAUAUUCCAGGUCUGGAACAAUAUUUGGAAUACCUUCUUUCGUCUGAUGUAGGAAGUGGUGCUGAACAGGAAAAGGAAACUCCACUUCAAAUCAUUACACCUAAAAUAGACCAAGUCUUGGAGAAAUUCCGUCAGCGAGCCCUUGCUUCAUCUGGAGCCAGCACGACCGAGAAAGAGGAUGAAAAUAACGUCAGAAUAACAGCCUUGAAAGAGUCACAUAUAGGUCAAGCAUAUCCUGCUGCCCACACUCGGUCCACCAGCCAUGAGGAAAGGCUGAAGAUCCUGGAACAACAGCUCGUGGACAUCAUGACUAGAAGGCCACAGGUUCCUGAGGCAUCACCUAGCACAGACAGUCAUGAGGAACCUGGAAGACAUGCAAGAAAAAGGGUGUCCAGUGGCAGAAUACAUGUAGCAAGGAAAGACACAGAUCCAACUGAUGACAGUGAUUCUGAGAUGGGAAGAAGAGGAAGAAAGCAUGGAGGGAAAAAGCCAGCAACUGGGAGGCAGAGGAAUAAAUCUGAAGAACGGGUGUCAAAGACCAGCAAAAUACCUACAAGAACAAAAACAAAGUCUUGUCCCUCACCAGGAAGUAGCCAGGGAGUCUCAACAUCGCCAUCUAGUGGCCUGGAGAGGACAGUCGAGCCAUCUGCAGCAUCGAGACGUGUAGUACCGACAACACCGGAACAAGAUGCAGAUAAGUUGUCAUUGCUUCAAGAACUUGACAGAGAGAGGGAGAGACGGUGGAAAGCAGAACAAGCAGCGAUCAGGCUAGCUGACCACAUCCAAGAUGUACAAACUAAAGCCAAUGAGGAAAGAGAGCUACAGGAGGUGGUUGUUGAAGCAAGCGGCCGUCUCAAGCAGGCCGUCAUGAAUGAGAAAGAGAUGAAAUCAAGAUUAGAAGAUGACGUUAGUAUACUCAAGGGAAGAUUAAAAGAAACCAUGCAGAAGUUAUCAGUAACUCAGAGAGCAGACGAAGAACAAAGGCAGACUUUGAGAGCUAUGGAAGAGACGGCUAGGAGAAUGGAAUCUGAGAAGCUCAAGCAGCAAGCACAUGAUGCUAAACGUUUACAGGAGUACCAGCUUAGGGCAGCAGCCGGUCAGCGAGAGCUGGAGCUAGUCCGGGUCAAGUCUGGACAGCAGGAGGGCAAGGUCCGUCAGCUGCAGGAGUUACUGGCUACAAGAGAACAGGAACACAGAAAUGAACUGCAGAACUACUACAAGCCUGGGAGCAGAGAAAUUCAAGAAAUGCUUGAAAAAGAAGUGGGCAAAGAGAGAGAAAAGCAUGAACAUGGGCAAUUUUUCUACAAAGAGAGAAUAGAGACAUUGACAAAGCAGUAUACGGACCUUGAAGAUGAGUUCAGGCUGGCCCUGCAGAUAGAGUCUAACAGGUUUCAAGAGGUUCAAGAUGCUUAUGAAAGAGCAAGUCAAGAUGCCGCUCAUUUAAAACAAGUGUUCAGUGCAUCGGUAGAGAAAGAGAAGAGAUCAUCUGGCUUGGUGACAGAACUCACUUCAAUGGUGAAGGAGCAGAAAGGUCGUAUCACAGAGCUGUCAAGAGCAAAACAAGAAGCUAUCUCAUCCACCAGAAUGAGAAUCGGGAGUCUUGAGAACCAGGUUGAAGAGAGCCAGAGAAAGCUCCAGAUCUUAGAGGCUCUGAGACAGGAGAAGUCCAGACUUGCUGCACAGCUGGUUGCCAUGGAGUCAGUGGUAGAAGGACUUAAAGCGGAGCGAAAGUUAUGGGGACAGGAGCUUGCACAGCAAGGAGUCUCACUAGCACAGGAUAGAGGACGACUCGAAGCCAGGAUAGAAGCGCUGGAUGCCGAGGUUUUAUCACUGAAGAAACAGCUGGAGAGAGAGAACGAUGCUCUCAAGAUCAAGACCAAGGUCAUCGACGAUCAGACAGAUACCAUCAAGAAACUGAAAGAUGCUUUGUUGGAGAAGGAUGACGAUGUGAAAGCAGCUAGGGAGGAGACCCUACGCACCCAGCAGAGCCUGGAGGAUCAGCUUGCCACGGAGCAACGGGCCGUCCAGGAGCUGACGGUCCAGGUGGAGAGAUUGACCGAACGUAAGGACGGACUGAAGGAGAGAGUGGUCGACUUGCAGGCCGAGUUGGAGGAGAGUCAGCGAGCUUACAGAGCACUGGAUAACAAAUGGAAAGAGAAGGGAGACAUCAUUGGUCAGCUAGAGACCCAGGUCAGACAAGUGAAAGAAAACUUUGACCAGAGAGAGAAGAAACUCAGAGAAGAGAGGGAUAAAGCCAUUAGUACAGAAAAAGCAUCCGUGGACAAGCUGCGCUCAAUUGACAAUGCCUUCAGGAAACAGAUGGAGGCUGCCCAGAGGGGGCAUGAAGAAAACAUGGAACAGCUAGCUCAGGAGAAACAAAGAGAUAUAGAUGAAGCAAUGGGCAGGGUGUCUGAUGUUGAGGAUGAAAUGAGGCAGUUGCUAGCGGAGACGGCCAAUCAGAAGAGAGUCACCGAGGAGAAGAUACGACGAUUGACACAGGCAUUCUCUGAGAUACAGGAUCUAAGAUGAUGAUCACUAUUGCAAAGCUGUCGCCGGUUUUUAAAUUGUUUGUAUUACCAUACAUGUACCUCUUUGUUCUGACAAUUGUUCCAUGGGAAUUCGGGGUAAAAUCCAGUCUAUCUAGGUGAUAAUCUUUGUCAGAUUUUCAUGUUUUGAUUUGUUCAGUCAUACUAAUUUAUACUGACAAAGUUUGACAUAGGGGUAAAAUUGAUCCCGAUUUGAGGGGUUUGAUUUUUUUGGGAGAAAUGGCUCCCAGACUUUUCUUUUAGGGCAGUUUCAAGUGUUGCAGCUUAUGAAGUAAGAAUAUUAUGAACAUCUUAUUAAUAUCUUGCAACUUUAUGGAAUGGAUAUAUGUUAAAGAGGCCAAACGCGUUUGACGCAGAGUAGUUUGGGGCACUUUAUGGUAGAAACAGGGAGAGAAGAGAGAAACUUGAAAGUGGAGCUAGAAACAAACACUUGGGGUGUGCUCUUAUGUUAUACACGAUAGCAAUGUCUUGGCCCUCAAAACACAGGCCUAGGCUACCGUAAAUAUUAAAAGGGUUUUACAAGAUAGUGAAAUUUCAAGGGGUUACAGUAAUUUAAUUCAUAAAUUAUUUACAUCCGUGUAAAUAUCCAUAUAUCGCUUUAAUAUCAGAGGCUAUUUUUUGGUGUCAUUCCUUUACUUGUACAUUGAUGAUAUUGUAAUUCAUGCUUAUAUGUCUUCCUUCAGUAUUUUGAAUGUAAAUGCAUUAUUUCAUUUACCAAUAAACUUAUACAAACAUUUACAUGUA